Messenger RNA from Python bivittatus (Burmese python), 451 nucleotides. The record is from RefSeq and is a predicted model, not a curated record. Lineage: Eukaryota; Metazoa; Chordata; Lepidosauria; Squamata; Pythonidae.
UUGUUUUCAUAGGUGUUCCCUGAUGGGCUUUGAUUUAAAUCGGCACUGGGUAGAUCCCUCUCCUUGGGCUCAUCCUACACUGCAUGGUGUCAAGCAACUUAUUAUUCAGAUGUACAACAAUCCGAAAGUUACCCUGGAAUUCUAUAUCGACAUCCAUGCUCACUCCACUAUGAUGAAUGGCUUUAUGUACGGGAACAUUUUUGAAGAUGAAGAAAGAUUUCACAGACAGGUUAUCUUCCCGAAGCUACUCUGUCAGAAUGCUGAAGACUUCUCCUUUUCAAGCACUUCCUUCAAUCGAGAUGCUGUCAAGGCAGGCACGGGGCGUCGCUUCCUUGGUGGCUUGCUGGAUGACACUUCUUACUGCUAUACCCUGGAAGUCUCAUUUUACAGUUACAUAGUUGGGGGAACUACUUCUACAGUCCCAUAUUCAGAAGAAACAUGUAUCCUUUAA